This is a messenger RNA of Scaptodrosophila lebanonensis, 921 nucleotides long. RefSeq lists its product as uncharacterized. Gene Ontology annotation, biological process: regulation of transcription by RNA polymerase II. Bases 56 to 808 code for a protein of 250 amino acids. Gene Ontology annotation, cellular component: transcription regulator complex; nucleus. Lineage: Eukaryota; Metazoa; Arthropoda; Insecta; Diptera; Drosophilidae. The transcript is spliced from 2 exons. The record is from RefSeq and is a predicted model, not a curated record.
CUGAUUGACUUAGAAAUUGUGCGACCGGCUAUCUUUCAAUUUGUUUACUGCAAUUAUGAACUACGGAAGAGAGUCGGUCAUUGAUGAUAGCGAGCCCUUGUUAAAGCUGGCACGUGGAAGGCCGAAAUGUGCUAGGGCCAUGAAUGACGACGAUGUAUUUAAGUUAAUAACUUGUGUUCAGAGCAAUGAGUGCAUAUGGAAUUUAACAGACGCCAACUACACAAAUAAGAAUGAGCGGAGAAGUGCUUGGAUGGAGAUAUGGAACCAACUCGAUUGUGCUUACGAGGAAACUGAGCUGCGUGCCAAAUGGUCCAAUCUUCGCAUACAGUACAAUCGUGUAUGUCGCAGGGACAAAUCAAGUCUAGGAGCUGAUUUUGAGCCUGCUUGGAAGUUUUUCAAUGCCCUGAGCUUUCUUGGACCUGUCGAUCGGGCCCAAAAACAGGAAACAUUUCCCCAUACAGUAUUGGAGGAAAGCCCAGACAACAGCAGCGGCGGUGCAUCAUCACCAACUUUUACCAAAAGGGCAGCAUCGCCAUCAUUUAGCAAAGGACCGUCAAAUAAAAGGCAACAUCAUGACAUGAUAAGAUCAUCAUCGGCCUCUGCGGAGAUAGUUAAUACUUUGCGCGAGGCAGUUGCCGCCAUAAAAGGCAACAAAGACAACAGUGCGAAUGUAAAUUUUUGCAAAUACCUUCUAUCUGAGCUGGAGCAACUGUCUGAUGUUAAUGCAUUUAUUAUGCGUAGGGAACUGCUGAACGUACUGAUAAACUACAACUUCCCACCGGAGCACACUGAUAAGCUUUCCAUUUAAAUUAGUUUGUGUUACAAAUAAUUUACUUUGUCCAUCUCAUAUAUGUACAUGUUUUUAUCUGUAUAGCUAGCUAAGCGAGUAGCUUUUAAUAUAAUAAUAAAUAUUAAUUCUUA